This is a messenger RNA of Helobdella robusta, 795 nucleotides long. RefSeq lists its product as hypothetical. Lineage: Eukaryota; Metazoa; Annelida; Clitellata; Rhynchobdellida; Glossiphoniidae. The transcript has 2 exons. Bases 1 to 795 code for a protein of 264 amino acids. The record is from RefSeq and is a predicted model, not a curated record.
AUGUUGGAGCAUAAAGGCCAGACAGCAGCUGUGCAUGGUGUUGUGGAAGAUGAAGUUCAUUGCUCGAUACAAACAUCCCAACCUUUGAUCGGUACCGUCAAUAACAACAUCACAGAUGCCAUUGUAGACAACGACACUAAGGUAUUGACUACAUACUCCAUGUCGAGACGCAACCUGGAAACAAUUGUUGAGGCAAUUAAGCAUUUGGAAGGAGAAAAAGAACCAACCUUCACCCCUAAAGUCAUUCAGCCAGAACAUCAACGUCAACAACUACAAAAAACAACAACACAACAACAGCAACAGAAACAAAUUACUCAGCAACAGCAACAUCUAAGUAUUAUACCGCAGAUCCUAAUACAACAUCAACAAUUAGUUCCACAGCACUUACCGUUCCUCAAAUCACCUCAGAAACAUCAAGUGAAGAAAACUAUUUCCCACGAACACCAAGUGCUGAAAUUGUUGCAGCAACAACAACAACAGCUGUUACACAAAUCAACAUCGUUGUUGCAAGUUGCAAAAAAUGUACAUCAUCAUCAACAACAACAACAACAAGCUCAUCUCCAUCAACAACUACAAACAUCACAGUUUAUCUCGCUGAUUCAGCCUUCCUCUCCAUAUUGUUCCCCUCUCUCUUCUCCACCUCUCUCCUCUACACCUCCACAAAUCAUGCCACAUCCUCUCACCUCCCCGACUACACACCACUUCCUUUCACCAAUCAUCAUCUGCUCGCCGGAUUCAACUUUCCUCAAGGGAGCUACUCAGUUGGCUUCACUCACAACUCUUGAUCAAUCUUGA